AUGGCCGAAGGGGAAGAUGGCAAUGGGACAUCAUCUACAGCUUUUGUGCUGCUGGGAAUACAUGAUGUCCCCACGCUCCAGAAACCACUCUUUCUCCUCUUGCUUAUGAUCUACUCAGUCACCAUGGUUGGGAACAUCCUCGUAAUCGUGCUGGUGGUGGCAGACCAGCAUCUGCACACCCCCAUGUACUUCUUCCUGGGCAAUCUGUCCUCUUUGGAGGCCUGCUACAGCUCCACCAUCCUGCCACGGCUGCUGGCCAGCUUUGUGACGGGGGACAGCAGCAUCUCUGCACGUGGCUGCAUGGCUCAGUUCUACUUCUUUGCUUCCUUUGCGACUACUGAGUGUUACCUGCUGGCAGCCAUGUCCUACGAUCGGUCCCUGGCCAUAUGCCAGCCUUUGCUCUAUGCAAGCCUCAUGACCUGGAAGGUCUCUUUACGCCUGGCAGUUGCAUCUUGGCUGUGGGGUUCACUGCUGCUGGUGGUUGUCACAAUCUUCUUAUCCCAGUUGCAGUUCUGUGGCCCCAAGGCAAUUGACCACUUCUUCUGUGAUUUCACCCCAUUGCUGGAGCUUGCCUGCAGUGACACCAGAGCAGUCACAAUUGUUUCUUUCAUCUUUGGUAUCUUGGAUGCAGUUUUUCCCUUCCUGUUCACACUGGUCUCCUAUGUGUGCAUCAUAGCUGCCGUCCUGAGGAUCCCAUCCAGCACAGGCAGGCAGAAGGCCUUCUCCACCUGCUCCUCUCAUCUCACUCUUGUCACCAUUUUCUAUGGCACCAUCAUCCUUGUCUACAUGCUGCCUAGAAGAGCCUCACUGAGGCAGCUCAACAAAGUGUUCUCCUUUUUCUACACCAUCCUCACGCCCCUAGUCAAUCCCCUCAUCUACAGCCUGCGGAACAGGGACGUCAAGGAGGCCUGCAGGAAAAUGUUCAGGAGAGCCAUGACCUGCACCCACAGCUACCUUGGAGAAGCUUCUUCCUCCCCUAAUAACAUGGAGAAAACAUCUGCCACACAGAAUAAGGUGGUGGAGGUGCCAUUCUGUGUAUCCGCCACUGAUUGGCUCUUGGAGGAGAAGGAAAAAGUGUAA
Messenger RNA from Tyto alba (common barn owl), 1080 nucleotides. Its product is annotated as olfactory receptor 1013-like. NCBI's taxonomy places the organism in Eukaryota, Metazoa, Chordata, Aves, Strigiformes, Tytonidae. Gene Ontology annotation, molecular function: olfactory receptor activity; G protein-coupled receptor activity. Bases 1 to 1080 code for a protein of 359 amino acids. Gene Ontology annotation, biological process: G protein-coupled receptor signaling pathway. The transcript has 2 exons. The record is from RefSeq and is a predicted model, not a curated record. Gene Ontology annotation, cellular component: membrane.